Molecule: messenger RNA, 1545 nt
Organism: Chinchilla lanigera (long-tailed chinchilla)
Lineage: Eukaryota; Metazoa; Chordata; Mammalia; Rodentia; Chinchillidae
Product: disintegrin and metalloproteinase domain-containing protein 29-like
Exons: 2
Coding region: 1-1545 (514 amino acids)
Biological process (GO): proteolysis; male gonad development
Cellular component (GO): sperm head plasma membrane; external side of plasma membrane; plasma membrane
Molecular function (GO): metalloendopeptidase activity
Source: RefSeq, a predicted model, not a curated record
AUGCUGCAGGUGGAUGACUUUACUUAUGAAAUCAAACCACUAGAGGCUUCUUCCAAAUUUGAGCAUGUAGUUUCUCGGCUUGUAUCACAAUAUAUAUCAGAGGAAGAUGAAAGGUGUGACUCUCCAGAGGACAAUGCAAAUCAAAUACUUGAAGAAGUAAAGCUCGCUGAAAGUCCAAGGGCAGUCCCUGUCUAUUUGUGGCGGAUACAUAGAAAACAGGCAAAUCUUCACUACACGAUAAGUAACUCACUCUGGCUUUUGGAGAAAAAUCAAACUCGAAUUGUAGAGAGUAUAUUCAUUAUAAACAGCAUAAUACACAGCAUUUAUAGACCAAUGGGCUUAAAUAUGCUCAUACGAGUUUUGUGCAUAUGGAAUGUGGAGGAUCAAGUGUCAUUAAAAGCAAGGCAUGCUUCAGUAGCGGUAUAUCGGUUUGGUUUAUUCAAACAACAUGUAUGGUUUAAGAGGAUUCCUCAUUCUACUUCAGUGCUUCUUACAGGACAUAAAAUAGGACCAGGCACUUAUUAUUCUAACACUGGGGGUAUGUGCAACCCCAACUGGGGAGCAUCGUAUCUAUAUCUGUCAAGGUAUCACUUAUUUCUGGGUUCAACAAUAAUAGCACAUGCAUUAGGUCACAACCUAGCAAUGCCUCAUGACUACGACGGUUGUGUCUGUUUUCGAAGAACCUAUUGUCUUAUGGCUGACGUGGCUGGUCUUUAUGACAUACCCAGCAAUUGUUCUUUUGAAAUACUACACAGUAAGCUUCAUAAUUGGGAUCCUUGCUUGAGUGACAUUUAUCCUCCAUACGAUAAUUUUCCUUAUGUAGUUCCUCGUUGUGGAGACAAGAUAAGAAAUAACCAAGAGGAGUGUGACUGUGGGUCUCUUAAAGAAUGUGCCUUGAGUAAGUGUUGUGAAACCACCUGUCUUUUAACUGUUGGCGGUUUGUGUGAUGAGGGCGUUUGCUGCCACAAUUGUAAAUAUGCUCCUCUUGGAACUGUAUGCAGAGACCCGCUUGGUAUUUGUGAUCUGCCAGAAUACUGUGAUGGGAAAGGGGAAAGAUGCCCCGAAGACUUCUAUAUUCAAGAUGGAACCCCAUGUUCACCAGUAGCUGUUUGUAUGAGAGGAAAUUGCAGUGACCGGGAUUUGCAGUGUCAAGCUCUGUUUGGACACAAAGUAACAGAUGCCCCGAAAGCCUGCUAUGAGAAACUGAACAUAAUAGGUGACCGAUUCGGAAACUGUGGACUUAGGAAACUGCGACAGGGAAGUGCACCUAGUAAAUGUGAAGCUGAUGAUGUUCUUUGUGGAAUAUUGCACUGUAACAGUCCUAAAGCAGUUCCAGGGGGAGCGUGCUUUGAGAGAGCGGCGGGGCACAGUAACCGCCAUCGCCAACUCCCGGCAUUCCCAGCGCCGCCGCCCGCGGCUUCCUUUUCCGGUCCGCGGGCUGCGGAAGCUGAAAGGGCUGUGAUUAGCCUGUGGCUCCGGGGGCUGAUUCACCUUCACCUGUGCAGAGCCCCGGGCCGUCCACAGAAGCAGCCAGGCGAGCAAUAA